AUGCCCUCAAGCCAGAAGACCGCUUUGGCCGUCGCUGCUGGCGCGGCGGCCACGCUGGCCACUACGGCCUUCGUCCAAAGCGGCCCAGCUGCUCAGGCUCCGGAGAGAAGUAGCGUGCAGCUACGCGGCCGAGCGGCUGCACAGACCAGCGCCACAGGUAGCAGUGCGCCAGGCCUCGUUGGCUGUACGGCCGCAGCUACAGCAUCAGCCCUUCUCGCAGCGCAGCUUCGCGGCAAGGCCCAGAGCCGGAAGUCCCAGGUGGUCGUCAGCGCCUUUGAGAAUGAGCUCGGCGUACAGGCACCUUUCGGGUUCUGGGACCCCAUUGGUUUCACCGCAGACGGCGACGUCGAUGCCUUCAAGCGCCGACGGGCCACCGAGCUCAAGCACGGCAGAAUUGCCAUGCUGGCAACCAUGGGCUUCAUGACUCCAGAGAUCACCGGCAAGUUCCCAGGAUACUUGUCGCCAUCCAUGGACUUGAAGUUCGCAGACAUCCCGAACGGCCUCGCAGCCAUCGGAAAGGUGCCCGUGGCGGGCUGGGCGCAGAUCUUGGCGUACAUGGCCUUCUGCGAGAUCUCCCAGAAGCAGAUCCCGGGCACUCCUGCCUAUGAUGGCGACUUCGGCUGGAAGGUGAUCACCUCCGAUGACCCGGAGAUCAAGAAGAAGAAGUUGAACUCCGAGAUUGCCAACGGCCGCCUGGCCAUGAUGGGCAUUAUUGGCCUCUUCUUCCAGGACGGACUCACCGGCUCCCCUUGGGGCUACUGGGCCGGCAACCCUAGCUCCUUCUGGAAGGCCUUCGAGAAUGAGCUCGGAGUGCAGGCACCUUUCGGAUUCUGGGACCCCAUCGGCUUCACUGCCGACGGUGACGUCGACGCCUUCAAGCGCCGCCGCGCCACCGAGCUGAAGCAUGGCCGAAUUGCCAUGCUUGCAACCAUGGGCUUCAUGACUCCAGAGAUCACCGGCAAGUUCCCAGGAUACUUGUCGCCAUCCAUGGACUUGAAGUUCGCAGACAUCCCGAACGGCCUUGCGGCCAUCGGAAAGGUGCCCGUGGCGGGCUGGGCGCAGAUCUUGGCGUACAUGGCCUUCUGCGAGAUCUCCCAGAAGCAGAUCCCGGGCACUCCUGCCUAUGAUGGCGACUUCGGCUGGAAGGUGAUCACCUCCGAUGACCCGGAGAUCAAGAAGAAGAAGUUGAACUCCGAGAUUGCCAACGGCCGCCUGGCCAUGAUGGGCAUUAUUGGCCUCUUCUUCCAGGACGGACUCACCGGCUCCCCUUGGGGCUACUGGGCCGGCAACCCUAGCUCCUUCUGGAAGGCUUUCGAAAGCGAGCUCGGCGUGCAGGACCCCGUGGGGUUCUGGGAUCCCGUCGGCUUCACCUCCGAUGGCGAUGUUGCCUCAUUCAAGCGCCGUCGAUCCGUGGAGCUGAAGCACGGCCGCAUCUCCAUCAUGGCGACCAUGGGCCACUUGACG
Symbiodinium sp. CCMP2456 is the source of this 1464-nucleotide messenger RNA. The record is from the annotation of a GenBank genome assembly. Lineage: Eukaryota; Dinophyceae; Suessiales; Symbiodiniaceae.